This is a messenger RNA of Megachile rotundata (alfalfa leafcutting bee), 3316 nucleotides long. RefSeq lists its product as uncharacterized. NCBI's taxonomy places the organism in Eukaryota, Metazoa, Arthropoda, Insecta, Hymenoptera, Megachilidae. The record is from RefSeq and is a predicted model, not a curated record.
AAUUUCCUGAAGUUCAUAAAUAAUAAAAUUCAAAAACCCAAAAUAUCAAUAUUUCAAGAUUCUAAAAUGGAUUAAUAAAAAAUAUCAGUUUACCACUUUCAAGCAUUUUAUAUCUUAAUAUUUGGCGUGACCCGACCCAAAGUCUUCUCGUGACUCAUCAAUAGGUCGUGACCCACUCUUCGCUAAUCUCUGUAAUAGCAAAACUAAGAUAGAAAAAUUGUGAAAUGUAACCCGAUGUUUCUUUCUUACACCAUCUAGCGCCCGUUCGUGCGUUUCAUGGGUUUGCAGCUGCGCAGGUGUAUCGCAGGCACCUUCUCAUUAACAUCUUGGCCAAAAAGCCAGUCACGCCAGCACAAGGAUCUGGUACGGUCAAGUCAUCCUAUUGAUCCUCAUUCGCUAAUACGUUCUGACCCUUCGAUAAGCUGUUUGAUAUUGGAUAUCGUUUCGUUGUAAUCUGAGGUACAAAGGAGGUGAUCGUUGAACAGGACGAUGCAAUGGGCGAGGGCAAAAGCGACCGUUCCAGCAAAAGGUGCGAAAAUAAAAAUUGGCAGCGAUGGGAUUCGAACCCAUGCCUCCGAAGAGACUGGUGCCUUAAACCAGCGCCUUAGACCGCUCGGCCACGCUACCGAUAUUUCACUUCCCCUCACAUGGCAAAGGUCCUCCCAGAGAGCCAAGAAGUCAUCCUCGGACACCGAGCUAGCGCAGGGUAAAAACAAAGGGCGAAAGAGCAAAUCAAAGGAAAAAUGGCCCCUGCUUGAAGGACUGACAGUCGAUGAAUUGGUUCGUUAUCGAAGAAGACGCGUCGAAGGACAACCCAGGGACAACCUUGGAGUUCAUCCCGAAGUGGAAGACAAAGAUCUUGUUUCCGAAUAUGGUGAGGCGUUCCGGACCAAGGGCGAGGAACUAUUGAAGGAAAAUAUCUGGUUGGAAAGAAGCGAACGACACGAGGAUCCUCGAUUUAAGGAUUUAACGGAAGGUGCUGACACUUCGGAUCAAGAAGAUAUUAAUGAAGAAGAAAAUAUCGAGCUUCCAAACGAGAUUAAGAAUACGGAGACUGUUGAGGACAACGACAAAACCAUGGAGACUGAUAAUGCGAAUUCGAAAAUUUUAUGUCAUCGACCGCCUUUGAUCAGAAGGGGAACUACUCUGAAACGGAAUGGAGAAUUCUACCCGAAUACAGAAACGUAUUCGUCGUACGUAGCUUACGAGGGACAACAUAGACCCGAACUCGCUCGUAGACCUACAUCGUUAAAGAUGGAAGGUGAUUUGGAUACGAUGACCGAGAAGUGUGAAAAGUUUAUUCAGUGGUUGAACGUCAGCCGACCUGAACUUAUGCGUGUACCGACACACCUGAAACUUGAAGGGGAUUUUGAAAGUUCGACGGAGAAUCAUGAAAAAUAUGUGCCGUUUGUGGGCGUAAGAAGACCAGAAUUAUUGAGACGGAAUACGAACUUGAAACUGGAAGGAGAAUUUAAUUUCGUGCAGGAAUAUGCUGAUGAAUUUAAAAGACACGAUAACAGAGAACGUUUGCCAUCGAUUAAACCCGAAAGUCAUUUGAAGACCGGGAAAAAUCUUUUUCAAUCAGCUGAAAAAGAAAAAUCUACAAAUUCUAAUGUUAAAGAAUUGAAAUUGUCGAGCGAGUCCAACAAACACGCCGAAGAAGAAGAAAAGAAGCAGAAGGAAUUAAAUGGGAAACAAAAAAAAGAAAUGGAAAUGAAUAUGUUGAUCUCGAAGUUGGAAGAUUUGAAGUGUCAACCGCUUGAAAUUCCAGAAUAUAAAGAUGCAUACAAGGAUUUUCCUAGGGAGAGACCUAAGAUCGUAAAACCUGAGGACGAAAUAGGACGAGCAGACGGCUCGAAAGUAUCUUCGUCGCCUACACACAAAUUUUCAGGGAAAAUCGACCAAGACCCAGAAUAUAAAUCAAAAUACUUGGAUUAUCAACGAGAUUAUCCCGUGUACCGGAAACCACCGCCAACAACGAGGUCAACGUUGAGUCAUCCAGAAUAUAGUCCUCGUUUUGGUAAACUAGGCUCUAAACGGCAAGAUUAUGAGCUUACCAGCGAGGUACAAUCUCAAUACAUUCCUUACGGUCAUAUACCCAGGGUUGAAACUUUCAAGAUGCCGGCAAAUUUGCGCUUAGAAGGGAACAUCAAUCUUGAACCAGAAUACAGAACAGCUUAUUGCACGAAACGUGAAAAUUUGUUGUGCACAGAACCAAGAAUGCAUCGCAGACGAGACCGUAGUCUAAGUGCUUCCAGACGAAGGGAAAAUUAUUGGAUAAAUAGUAAUAUAGAACAAUUUGGUUAUAAAAACGCGGCACAAGAUCAAGACGCGUUUCAAAUAGUGAAUACUCGACUACAUGAAGAUACCAUAUGUGAAAAACCGCCACCACCGCCAACCAGUCGAAGAGGCUCAAGAUCUUCACAAACCCAAAACCAAAGACCAAUGCAAUUAGAAAACAUAGAGUGUAACACAAAGGACCGAUCAGCCAGCCCAACUUACCGACUUCACGUCUGUAACGUUGACGACGAACAUGGAGGUUUUCGACGAAAACGGUCACCACCACUUCAGUCUUCCGGAAGGAUACAGAAUCCUUCCCCUACCCAUGUGCUUCAAAAUGAUACUAUCAGACCAUAUUCUCCUAGUUUUGGAAAAGCUACUAAGCAACAUAGUAACGAUCAAUCAUUUGUUAUUUUGGAUAAUCGAAUCUUUGACUCUAAUAAAAAUGAAAUUCGCAGAAGACGAACAGAUAGAAAUUACAAUAUUGAUGGUACACUUUCUCGUUCUAAAGGAAGGACUAGAAUUUCAACAAAUUGGAUGCCACCUUGGUACGAUAGUACAAAUACUAUUUAAAGUAUUUUAAGCAAUUUUGGUUGGCAAUGUAUAAGAACCAGCUUCAUAGUUUAUAAUAUUAAUUCAAAACAAUAAAAUUUCUGUAUAAACAACAUUUUUGUUAUCAUUCAUAACUUUUUAUAGAAAAUAUGUGAUUUAUAUGUAUUGUCAAAGAUGAAGUUAUCAAAUAUGGAUAGACUGUCAUUGGAGUAAUAAUAAAUAAUACUGCUAACUUGUAUCACAUAGUUAAAUAACAAACUAUUUCAUACAUAAAACUGUACAACUGUAUAUCAAACUAAUAAAGUACUUAAUAAAGUACUUAUAUAUCCUAGCAGACAAUAUAUGAGAUAUUCUAUCUUUUUCAGCCACAUUUCAUUUGCAACUGCUCAUUGAGGUUAAGAUACACUUUUCAUUUUAUAUUGAAUAAGAUUUAUGAAAAAUCAUUCUGAUCAUAGUAUAUUGAAUUACUAUAAAAUAUAUUUGA